CGGCAGAGGAGUCGGCGCAGAAACUUCCUCCGUCCCCCUAUUCCCCCCUCCAUGCAGGCGACGCCGAGUGAGGCUGAGGCUGGGGGCGAAUCGCCGAAGAGCUGCGUGUCGGCAGCGCAGUCUGAUUGGACAGCGGGGAAGCCUGUCAGCUUAUUGGCCCCGCUGAUCCCGCCCCGUAGCGCAGGGCAGCCUUUAACCUUUAGCCCCAGUGGGCGCCAGCCACUCAGAUCGCUUCUUGUUGGUAUGUGUAGCGGCAGUGGCCGCCGGCGGAGCAGUCUGAGUCCGACGAUGAGGCCGGGGACGGGAGCCGAGCGUGGAGGCCUCAUGGUGAGUGAAAUGGAGAGCCAUCCUCCCUCGCGGGGUCCCGGGGACGGGGAGCGGAGAUUGUCCGGCUCAAGCCUCUGCUCCAGCUCUUGGGUCUCUGCUGACGGCUUCCUGAGGAGACGGCCCUCGAUGGGGCACCCUGGCAUGCAUUAUGCCCCAAUGGGAAUGCAUCCUAUGGGUCAGAGAGCGAACAUGCCUCCUGUACCUCAUGGAAUGAUGCCGCAAAUGAUGCCCCCAAUGGGAGGACCACCAAUGGGACAAAUGCCUGGAAUGAUGUCUUCAGUAAUGCCUGGAAUGAUGAUGUCUCACAUGUCUCAGGCUUCCAUGCAGCCUGCCUUACCGCCAGGAGUAAAUAAUAUGGAUGUAGCAGCAGGUACAACAUCCGGUGCAAAAUCAAUGUGGACUGAACAUAAAUCACCUGAUGGAAGGACCUACUACUAUAAUACUGAAACCAAACAGUCUACUUGGGAGAAACCAGAUGAUCUUAAAACUCCUGCUGAGCAACUUUUAUCUAAAUGCCCUUGGAAGGAGUACAAAUCUGACUCUGGAAAGCCUUACUAUUACAAUUCUCAAACGAAAGAAUCCCGCUGGGCGAAACCUAAAGAACUUGAAGAUCUUGAAGGAUACCAGAAUACCAUUGUUGCUGGAAGUCUUAUUACAAAAUCAAACCUGCAUGCAAUGAUCAAAGCUGAAGAAAGCAGUAAACAAGAAGAGUGCACCACAUCAACAGCCCCAGUUCCUACAACAGAAAUUCCAACCACAAUGAGCACCAUGGCUGCUGCAGAAGCAGCAGCUGCUGUUGUUGCUGCAGCAGCUGCAGCAGCAGCAGCUGCUGCUGCAGCCAAUGCAAGUGUUUCCACCUCUGCUUCUAGUACUGUGGGUGGAACUGUUCCAGUUGUUCCUGAGCCUGAGGUUACUUCGAUUGUUGCUACUGUUGUAGAUAAUGAAAAUACAGUAACAAUUUCGACUGAAGAACAAGCACAACUUACUAGUACCCCUGCUGUUCAGGAUCAAAGUGUUGAAGUGUCUAGUAAUACUGGAGAAGAAACAUCUAAGCAGGAAACUGUAGCUGAUUUUACUCCCAAAAAGGAGGAGGAAGAAAGCCAACCAGCAAAAAAAACAUAUACUUGGAAUACAAAGGAGGAAGCAAAGCAAGCAUUUAAAGAAUUAUUGAAGGAAAAGCGGGUACCAUCUAAUGCUUCAUGGGAGCAAGCUAUGAAAAUGAUCAUUAAUGAUCCACGAUACAGUGCUUUAGCAAAGUUGAGUGAAAAAAAGCAGGCCUUUAAUGCUUAUAAAGUCCAGACAGAGAAAGAAGAAAAAGAAGAAGCAAGAUCCAAAUACAAAGAGGCUAAGGAAUCCUUUCAGCGUUUUCUUGAAAAUCAUGAAAAAAUGACUUCCACAACUAGAUACAAAAAAGCAGAGCAAAUGUUUGGAGAGAUGGAAGUCUGGAAUGCAAUAUCAGAACGUGAUCGUCUUGAAAUCUAUGAAGAUGUUUUAUUCUUUCUUUCAAAAAAAGAAAAGGAACAAGCAAAGCAGUUGCGAAAGAGAAAUUGGGAAGCCUUAAAAAACAUACUUGACAACAUGGCUAACGUGACAUACUCUACUACUUGGUCUGAAGCCCAGCAGUAUCUGAUGGAUAAUCCAACUUUUGCAGAAGAUGAAGAAUUACAGAACAUGGAUAAAGAAGAUGCGUUAAUUUGCUUUGAAGAACACAUUCGGGCUUUAGAAAAGGAAGAAGAAGAAGAAAAACAGAAGAGUUUGCUUCGGGAAAGGCGACGACAGCGUAAAAACAGAGAAUCUUUUCAGAUAUUUUUAGAUGAACUGCAUGAACAUGGACAACUGCAUUCUAUGUCAUCUUGGAUGGAAUUGUAUCCAACAAUUAGUUCUGACAUUAGAUUCACUAAUAUGCUUGGUCAGCCGGUUUUUUCAUUAGGAUCAACUGCACUUGACCUUUUCAAGUUUUAUGUUGAGGAUCUUAAAGCACGUUAUCAUGAUGAGAAGAAGAUAAUAAAAGACAUUCUAAAGGAUAAAGGAUUUGUAGUUGAAGUAAAUACUACUUUUGAAGACUUUGUGGCAAUAAUCAGUUCGACUAAAAGAUCAACCACAUUAGAUGCAGGAAAUAUUAAGUUGGCUUUCAAUAGUUUACUAGAAAAGGCAGAAGCCCGUGAACGCGAAAGAGAAAAAGAGGAGGCUCGGAAGAUGAAACGAAAAGAAUCUGCAUUUAAGAGUAUGUUGAAACAAGCUACUCCUCCAAUAGAAUUGGAUGCUGUCUGGGAAGAUAUCCGGGAGAGAUUUGUAAAAGAGCCAGCAUUUGAGGAUAUAACUCUAGAGUCUGAAAGAAAACGAAUAUUUAAAGAUUUUAUGCAUGUGCUUGAGCAUGAAUGUCAACAUCAUCAUUCAAAGAAUAAGAAACACUCUAAGAAAUCUAAAAAACAUCACAGGAAACGCUCCCGCUCUCGCUCAGGAUCAGAUUCAGAUGAUGAUGACAGCCAUUCAAAGAAAAAAAGACAGCGAUCAGAGUCUCGUUCUGCUUCAGAACAUUCUUCUAGUGCUGAAUCUGAGAGAAGUUAUAAGAAAUCAAAAAAACAUAAGAAGAAAAGCAAGAAGAGAAGACAUAAAUCUGACUCUCCAGAGUCAGAUGCUGAACGGGAGAAGGAUAAAAAAGAAAAAGACCGGGAAAGCGAAAAAGACAGAACUAGACAAAGAUCAGAGUCAAAACACAAAUCACCUAAGAAAAAGACUGGAAAGGAUUCUGGUAAUUGGGAUACUUCUGGCAGUGAACUGAGUGAAGGGGAAUUGGAAAAGCGUAGAAGGACCCUUUUGGAGCAACUGGAUGAUGAUCAAUAAAUUAUACCAAAUAUGUUUACAGUAUGAUUUAAAGUCUAAUUCAGACCAGGGAUUCUAUUUUAAGUUCAAUUGAAAUAACACUGGGUUUUAAUUAUAUCACAGAAAAAAAAGUGCAUUUAAGUAUUGUUAUUGUGGACUUUAUAAAAAGCAAAGGAAAUUGAAAAUAACUUUUGAUUCUGUAUCAAGAAUCAUAUUUUCAUACAGUCAUAACUGUCUUUCUGUGACCCUUUCAUAGGGCACUGCAGAAUGGAUUAAAGGUGGCAAUUUACUGAUAACUGCAGGUGUCUCUACUUUGUUCUAAAGUCUAAGUCAUGAGGUGAUUUGAUUUACUUUAUAGAAGUUGGAUUUUGAAGAUAUAAUGAAAAUUUUUUAAUAUCUAGUAGUACAAAAAAAGCACCAGCAACUGAUAAAACUGCUUUUUUGUGCACUAUCCAACUGGUUGAAGCCGAUAUGAUCUUUUAAGGUGAACUCAGACAUAGGUGUUCUUAAUGGAAACCUGGUAGACCCUUAACUAUAGUGGUGCUAUUGAGCACUACUAUAAUAAAGCCACCAUUAUUUUUUAUGAAACAUCUAAAUACAUUUUAAAAAGGCUAUUGUGAGGGCAUUAUUUUGAGGUGAUGUUUAAAAAGUUAACAUCAAAUCAAAUUGUAAAUUAGCUUAAAUAUAUUGCCUUAAGGACCUACUAAAGAAUGUGCCACCAAACUUUAAGUGAUGGUUGCAAUAUCCUUGUCUAAAACAAAUCAAUGUUGACUUAAACGAUUUCUUUAACAGUUGUCUUUUUUUUUUUUAAAUCCGAUCUUUCUCUUGCUUUUUUUCAUUGAGGAAGUCUUUUACCUUCCCUCCUCACUGAGAAGUACUGACUUCGUGGUACACAUUCUGAAGCAUUUCUGAUUUGAAUAUUUUUGUACAUUUUUAUCAAUUAUUAAAUCUUCUCUUCUAGUG
This is a messenger RNA of Lagenorhynchus albirostris (white-beaked dolphin), 4113 nucleotides long. It is a transcript of the gene PRPF40A, whose product is annotated as pre-mRNA processing factor 40 homolog A. The transcript has 26 exons. The record is from RefSeq and is a predicted model, not a curated record. Gene Ontology annotation, biological process: mRNA cis splicing, via spliceosome. Bases 52 to 3171 code for a protein of 1039 amino acids. Lineage: Eukaryota; Metazoa; Chordata; Mammalia; Artiodactyla; Delphinidae. Gene Ontology annotation, cellular component: U1 snRNP; U2-type prespliceosome. Gene Ontology annotation, molecular function: RNA binding; protein binding.